Messenger RNA from Sporisorium graminicola, 312 nucleotides. RefSeq lists its product as uncharacterized. The transcript has a single exon. The coding region runs from base 1 to 312 and encodes 103 amino acids. NCBI's taxonomy places the organism in Eukaryota, Fungi, Basidiomycota, Ustilaginomycetes, Ustilaginales, Ustilaginaceae. The record is from RefSeq and is a predicted model, not a curated record.
AUGGAACACUGCAUCGGCAUCCUCAUCGAACCGCUCUUGGGCUUCUUCACCAUCUGCACCGAGGUGGCCGCCAUCUGCCUCGACGGCUGCCUUCAGACGUGUCGUGAAUCAUGUCGCUGUAUCGGCUGCGGUUCUUCACUCUGCCGCCGCCGCAGCAGCUACGACGAUGACGGCGACGAGGAAGAAUCUCGCCCCAUCCUGCAGCAGACGCAACCAUCGGCACAGGCUCAGGCGAGUGUUGACGGUGCAGAAACUGCACAGCCAAAGUGGAGCUCAAUCAAGACGCUGCGUGGCGAAAGUGGACGUUCGUAG